UACUCACAUUAGCGAAGCGUAAUCAUUGUCGGAGGGAGAACAUGCAUUACCGAAACAGAUAGUCAUCGUUCGAGCGUGCUCAAUCCAAAACGCGCUGGUUUCGUGAUUUCCAAAUCUACGGCGUGGAUGAAAAUGACCGAUUUGACAGAUUGUUUGACCAAAGAGGGCUGGUACCUCAGUGACGAAGGCAUAGCAGAGCUGAAAGGGUCCGCUGAGAAGAUAACACACAAUGACAUUAUUCGUAUUGCACUUGACCGCGACCUCAGGCCUAUUGGGAGAAAAAUCCUACCGUCUGAUAUCAAUAGUGGACGAACUGAGAAGUUGGAAGGUCCGUGUGUUCUUCAGGUGCAGAAGGUGAGGAACGUCUCGGCUCCCAAAGACCAUGAGGAGUCUCAGGGCGCGCCGCGGAUGCUGCGCCUUCAAAUGACAGAUGGGCAUACCACCUGCGUAGGAUUGGAGUUUCAACACCUCUCUGAAAUCAGUCUUAAUACACCCCCAGGAACAAAGGUAAAGCUCCUUGGUACAGUCCUGGUGAAAAAUGGUCUUUUGCUGCUCGAUGACUCAAAAAUCUCCGUCCUUGGAGGAGAGGUUGAUCACAUGGUGGAGAAAUGGGAACUACAAAGGAGUCUGGCCAAACACAGCAGGAGUAACAUUGGAGCAGAAGGUGGACCUCCUCCCUUUGUGCCAUUUGGUCAGAAGUGUGAGAGGAAGGAGGAAGUAGACAGCAAGGAUCUAGACCAGAGGAAGACCCUGCGGGCUCAGAAUGUGGUCAAAAGUCCUGAUGAGAAUGAUGAGUUUGAAAAGCAGCGGACAGCAGCUAUUGCUGAGAUAGCCAAGACCAAAGAGGCUCCGAGGACAUUUGGUGGUGGAGGAAAUGCAGGCAGUAAUUUAUCCAGUGGCACUUCCUCCUUUCGAAGCCGAGACUCGUACCAGCAGAGGAGACUGGAAGACUGGGUCGAAAGACCUGAAAGCAGAGAAGAUGGGAACUACCGGGAGCUGGUGGAUGAGCGUGCUCUGAGAGACAUCAUGGAGAUGGGCUUUAACAGGGAGGCGGCUCGACAGGCUCUGAUGGAUAACAACAACAACCUUGAAGUGGCACUAAACAGCCUCCUGACUGGAGCUUCUGCUAUUAGACCCGACCCUGUGGUAGCUGAAUCCAUCAAGCCCCCACUCAGAGCAAGAGGAAGGGGAAGAGGGCGGUCCAGAAAUGAAGAUGAGGAGGAGGGAGCAGGUGGGAGGCCGUCUGGACCAAGCACUCUUUUCGACUUUCUAGAAUCUAAGAUGGGAGUUUUCUCCAUUGAUGAGCAAAAGAGCCCUGGACCUCAGAGACACCAUGAGAGUAAAGGGAAUUUCUCCAACUCAGAUUAUUACUCCAAAGAUGCACCUCAGACCAAGUUCUCCUCACAUAAUGACCACAGGCAACAAAGGAAUGACCGACCACCCCGCUUCCACAGGGACUUUGAUUUUCCAAAACCUGGCCAGGAGCCUCACUCUGACUCAACUCAAGCCCAGCAGUGGAAGGGCCAGGAGAGAUGUUCACGAGGCACGUCGGACAGAUCGCAAAAUGACAAGAGAGACACGAGAGACGAGCCCAUUUUUACUUCAACCUUCUUGACUACCUUCGCACAUUCCAAAGAACCCACGCAGCAGAUGGAGUUUAGUGCAUCUCACCAGCAGCGAUCCAGAAAUGGAGAUGGAGGCAGUCGGAACACGGCGGGGCCGUCGAACAGGAGAGGACCUAAAGACGGCGUACCCACGUCUAAAACCCCGGAUUGUGCAGGCAGCGAGCCCGAUGGCAGGGGGAGUAGUAAGCGCACGGACAGAAUUGAAGAACCAAACAACAACAACAGCAGGAGGAAGGGGAAGACUGACCGGCCAAACUCGGACCACCCUGACCGACAAAGGGAUAGUGGGACGCCAAACUUCAACCCGAGGGGAGGAAGAUCAGGGACACCCCAAGAAAUGGGCUUAUUGCGGGAUCUUCGAAUGGCGACGGGGGAUCCCUCUCUUUUCCAAAAUGGAGAUAUGGAGCACAAACGGACUGGGCCGAUCAAGCCAACACACUCACAGUGUGCCCCUUGCAGGGAGCCGCCCCCCAAGAAAAACCCCUCCAGUAACCCAGGACCCAAAAGGAGGUCGGGACAAGGCAAAGGUCAAGGGCCGCGAGGACCGGAGAAAAGUCAUUUUGUGGAACAAGCUUGGAAACCAGGAGACCAGUGCCUGGCACUGUACUGGGAAGACGGCAAGUUCUACAAUGCCAGAAUAGAUGCUGUGCAUCCAUCAGGCUCGACGGCUGUGGUUGUAUUCAGUGAUUAUGGAAACUGCGAAGAGGUCCUGCUGCACAACAUCAAGCCCGCUCAUGUUUUGGAGGAAGAUGAUGGUUACUACGACAGUUCAUUAGAGUUUUGCCGUGGCGGAGACGGACAGCCCCGACCGACCAGACCCACACAGCAGUAUUACCAGCCUCCUAGGGCACGAGACGAGAUUGAUGUGCCUGCGUUUACAAUGGCAGGUAAAUAGAUAUGAACUUGUGUUUUUUGUUUUGUUCUCAUUUAAUAAUUAGACGUCAAACAUUGUGUGAAGAAUCCUCCUAUUUUUAUAUGGCAGCUUUUUAUGCACAUUACUUUUCAUUGUAGUGGGAGUCUUGACUUGUAUAAUAAAAAAAGGAAGUUCAUGCUCUCAUUUCUAUGUAAAAAAUUAUUCUUCACAUAAUUGAAAAAUUUCCACUUUGGCUGCUUCUGUUGGUACAAUGCAUUGUGUAAAAACUAUUUCUCAAGUUCUGCAGCUGUUUUGAUCUUAAAAGAGUCCUAAAGGCAAACCUGGUUAAUUCUUUUUGUAAUUUUAUGUAUUGAUUCUUCACCCAUCUGUGUGCUCGUCCCACAUCCUUCCAUGACAGAUUUUGUCACUUUCUGCAAUAAUCCAGAAUGCUUCCUGAAUUAGUCAUGGUCCAUGUAGCCAGGACAUACACAACUUUUCAAAGGGCUUGGACAUAAUGCUUAUAUGUAAUGGAAAAACUGAUAUGAGCACCUGUUGAUUUUAGUUCAGGACAUAUCUACUGUACAUGUUGUGAAGCGUUGUUUAAAUGAAUGCAUUAAAAUAAAAAAAGAUGAUUGUAUGUAGUGGA
Molecule: messenger RNA, 3124 nt
Organism: Pseudoliparis swirei
Lineage: Eukaryota; Metazoa; Chordata; Actinopteri; Perciformes; Liparidae
Gene: tdrd3
Product: tudor domain containing 3
Exons: 13
Coding region: 127-2520 (797 amino acids)
Biological process (GO): mRNA processing
Cellular component (GO): nucleus; cytoplasm
Molecular function (GO): RNA binding; protein binding
Source: RefSeq, a predicted model, not a curated record